Messenger RNA from Bactrocera latifrons, 1144 nucleotides. Its product is annotated as ninjurin-1-like. Lineage: Eukaryota; Metazoa; Arthropoda; Insecta; Diptera; Tephritidae. Bases 429 to 893 code for a protein of 154 amino acids. Gene Ontology annotation, cellular component: membrane. The record is from RefSeq and is a predicted model, not a curated record. Gene Ontology annotation, biological process: cell adhesion; tissue regeneration. The transcript is spliced from 4 exons.
UUCAAAGUUAUGACUGUCAACAGUGCGUUAAAAGCCAAGUAGCGAGUGCGUCGACUGUUUGUUUGAUGACAGGAGAUAUUUCGUCUUAUCCUCGUCCUCUUCAAAAUAUUCGCCAUUCGAUGUUAUGCACUUACGCCAGUGCUUCUUCCAAUCGUCGAAGUUUUUCUAAAUCUCGAUUUCUUCGAUAGCCUUUAGUGCUUUCAGUAAUGUGUUUUUAAUGUCAUUUGUGCUUUUAAAACGGCGACCUUUCUACGACGGGGUUUUGGAAAUAGGGAAAAGUCAUACAGAGCCAUGUCGGACGUAUAUGAAGGCUGGGGCAUUACUCAAAAGCUCAUACUUACAUGUUUAGCCUUAGUUACUACUACACCUCGUACAUAUGUAAAUCAUAUGCAGACAGGAAAACUUAAAUCACAAUUGAACUUAUUGAUAUGGAUGUUGACCACUCGGAGAAGCACUCGCUUAACAAUGAUUUCAUGGACAGUGAACGCAGUGAAAUAGAUGGAGCAAUGAGGCAUCCAGAGGAACUGGAUGCUCUGGAAGAACUUGCUACAGUGGAUGUAAAUGCUUAUGCUCAUAAGAAAACCUUGGCACAGGGUAUGAUGGAUUUAGCAUUACUCACAGCAAAUGCCAAUCAGUUGCGCUAUGUGGUGGAGACCUAUAAAAGUCAUCCAUAUUUCUAUCCCAGUUUGGUAUUAUUGAUACUUAGUAUUGGCUUCCAAAUAGCCGUGGGCGUUGGUUUGAUACUCAACAGUCGUUACAACAUUGAAGACAAAAAGGAAGUAUGCCAUGCUGAAAAAGUUAGCAAUUACACAAUAUGCGGCAUUUUUAUAAUAACUGUGAUCAAUGUCUUCAUCUCUGCGUUUGGUGUGGCGGACGCGCCUGAUGGCAAGUAAUAGUGGAGACCGCUUCAAUCAAUACGGUGCAUAAAAUAAUGUGAUAUUCAAGAUUAUUGUUUGUUUUGUAAGGAUAAAUAUCUCAUUUUAUAUAAAAAAUGCUUACAUAUUUAUGUUUAUGUAUAUAAUAUGUACGUAAUUAUAAGUUAACUUAAGUAAUCACAAAUUAUUAUAAUUGUUUUAUAAAAAUGUAAAUUUAGCAUAUACAAGUAUAAUUAUACUUUUUAAUUAGGCAUUAUCAUUUCUCGAAU